Aspergillus pseudonomiae is the source of this 720-nucleotide messenger RNA. RefSeq lists its product as uncharacterized. Gene Ontology annotation, biological process: secondary metabolic process. The transcript has 4 exons. NCBI's taxonomy places the organism in Eukaryota, Fungi, Ascomycota, Eurotiomycetes, Eurotiales, Aspergillaceae. Gene Ontology annotation, cellular component: cytosol; cytoplasm. Gene Ontology annotation, molecular function: carboxy-lyase activity. Bases 1 to 720 code for a protein of 239 amino acids. The record is from RefSeq and is a predicted model, not a curated record.
AUGGAAUGCCGUAUUGAUAUCUAUUACUACUAUGUUCCCGUGUCUUACCGGCAAGCCCUUGAAAAAAUGGGUAGGGACCUAUCGGGAUGGCCAACCCCCGAUUGGACUGUCAAGGACGACGAGAAGAUCUGUCAAGAUUACAGUGUAGAAACCGCUAUACUGUCUAUAACAGCCCCGGGAACUAGUAUCUUAAAGGGCGCUAAGGCGGCUAAGCUCGCCAGAGACUGCAAUAUCUAUAUCAAAGGUCUCAAAGAUAAGUAUACUAAAAACUACAGCUUCUUCGCUAUAUUUCUAGACCUGCUCGAUACCAAGGUAGUAUUAGAAAAAAUCCGCUUCUCACUCGACUAUCUCGAUACCAACAGUAUAAUCGUUUACACUCGCUAUAGCAAUAGCAAUUACUACCUUGGUUACCCCAAGCUGACCCCUAUCUGGGAAGAACUGAACCACCGCUUAGCAGUAGUCUUCGUCUAUCCUACCCACGGCCCUAUGAUCGACUACCCGCACGAGACAACCCGCGCCAUGUGCGACCUUAUUACCACCGACACCAUCCGCAAGUUCCCUAACUGUAAGUUACUAUUACUACGGGACUUUACUAAGCCGGGUUAUAUUUUAUUUAGAAGCGACUUUCCCUAUGCUCCGGAAGUGACGGUGAAAACGUUUAGUUAUGGGUUAAGUAAGGUAAAAGUAUUGGAUAAGGACCGCGAUGAUAUUAACCGCUAA